GAGUGGGCAACACUUCUGAACGGAGGCGCAGCGGUGCAGCACAGUUCAGAAAAGCAGAGAGGAGAGAGGAGCAGUGCGGGAGAGACGGGCGCGCAUCCGUUAACUAGCUGGAGGAACGCACACUAACAAACCCUUAUGGCUGCUUGAGAAAUAACGAUACACCCCCCCUCCCCCCUUUUUUCUCUUUCUCUGGGACUUUUGGCUUUUAGUAUUGUCCUGACCAGAAGUUGUUGCAAGUCGAAUUAGUUUCUCCGAGUUGAAAAGUGAAUCCACUUGCCGUGGACGUCUCUGGCGGUCAUGGAUACCCAUAUAAGAUGGAAAGUUAAACGGACGAUAAGGGACGCCCAAAUCACUUUAGCGGUGAUUCUGCUUUUUGUCACAUCGCAAGCAAGUUCAGUGGAACCAGCAGACCUCUUGAAGAUUUUAGAUUUUCACAGUUUACCUGAGGGUGUUAUAAAAACAACGGGUCUCUGCUCACAUCGGAGGUCAACACAAGAACCUGAUGUGGCAUACAGAGUAUCCAAAGACGCCCAGCUCAGCGCCCCCACCAGACAGCUGUAUCCAGGUGAUGUGUUCCCGGAGGACUUUUCCAUCUUGGCCACAGUGAAGCCUAAGAAGGGCAGCCAGUCCUUCCUGUUGUCUGUGUACAAUGAACAGGGCAUCCAGCAGCUCGGACUGGAAGUGGGCCGCUCACCAGUGUUCCUGUACGAGGACCACACAGGCAAACCCAGCCCCGAGGACUACCCGCUCUUCAGAGGAGUCAACCUCGCUGACGGAAAAUGGCAUCGAGUGGCGAUCAGUGUGCACAAGGAGACCAUCACCCUCAUUCUGGACUGUAAAAAGAAGGCCACCCAGAAGCUGCUCCGAAGCGCCCACCCCAUCAUCGAUACCAAGGGAAUUGUAGUUUUUGGAACUAGAAUACUUGAUGAAGAAGUCUUUGAGGGAGACAUCCAGCAGCUAUUGAUUGUAGGAGACCAUCGCGCUGCCUAUGACUACUGUGAGCACUACAGCCCCGAUUGUGAAGUGCCAGUGCCAGACCAGCCUCAGAACCAGGACCCAAAGAUAAACACAGAUGCACUUAACAUAGACGAAGACAACUACUAUUACGAAUACCCUUACUAUGAGGACGCCGAUGGCAAGCCUGAUGCUGAGACAAAAGAAGUGAAGCUUACAGAUGGAGACAGAGUGAGGUCCACAGUGGAGGAGGUUUUGAGCGGCAAAGUGUUGACCACCGGCUCAUCCGCUGACUCAUCUUCCAGCUCAUCCUCCAGCUCUUCGGCGGGCUCUUCAGCAGGCUCUUCAGCGGGCUCUUCGGCGGCCUCUUCGGCGGGCUCUUCGGCUACUGCCACUGGCGGAGGAGAAGCCUACGGAGAGGAGACAAGCCCUUACGACAGCUAUGACAGCUACAACAACUACGAUACUUACUACGACGACACCACACCAUCGCCCGACACGGACACCUCUCGACGCGUCACCAUCACCAGUACCAAUGUUGGCACCGGGGACGAGCUGGAUCUGGGAGCAGCGGAAAAGAUUGACAUGGGUACGGGGACCGGAAUCGAAAGGCACGUCAUCACCAGCGGAGGAGGAUCUUCAAUAACCAUGACCACCGAUAAGACACCAGUAGGCGGUUCCCAAGUUGACUAUAGCGACGGAUAUGAUUAUAACGACGGCGGCGAUUUCACCCGUGUUGAAGGCGCUGACGGCAGCAGCAGUACAGUUCAUGUCAGUGGUGGAGGAGGCAGCAGUCACGUGCAGUAGGGCAGCAGCAGUACAGUCCACGUUGCAGGUGGUGGAGGUGGUGGAGGAGGCAGCAGCAGCAGCAGUACAGUCCACGGUGCAGGUGGUGCAGGUGGUGGAGGAGGCAGCAGCAGCAGCAGUACAGUCCACGGUGCAGGUGGUGCAGGUGGUGGAGGAGGCAGCAGCAGCAGUACAGUCCACGGUGCAGGUGGUGCAGGUGGUGGAGGAGGCAGCAGCAGCAGUUCUACCAUCACCAUCGGGGGUGGGUCUGCCGGAGGUGGUUCUGCCUCUGUGGGAGGAUCUUCCACCACUGGAGGGGGAUCAGCCAGCGCCGGCACCGGCGCAGGGGGAUCCAUCGCCACCGGAACAGGACUGGGUGUGGAAGGGGACGGUGACUACACGGAUCUGGAGGAUGGGUUCAAGGAGGAGCACCUCACAAACUAUGAGGAUUUAGAUUCCUAUGACGUCUAUGCAGACCUCGAUUAUGGUGACAAAGAGCGCAAAGUGCUGCCCGCUGAGACCGAUGAGUAUUAUGAACAGGUCAACGGAGCUCGUGGUGAGAAGGGAAUGAAGGGAGAGCCUGCUGUUAUUGAGCCUGGGAUGUUAGUGGAGGGUCCGUCUGGCCCUGAAGGCCCAACAGGUCUCCCCGGACCCCCAGGUUCUUCUGGCCCACCAGGCACUUCUGGAGAUUCUGGAGAGAGGGGUCUUCCGGGUCGUAGUGGUCUUCCUGGCGCGGAUGGUCUGCCAGGACCCCCUGGAACUGUCCUGAUGCUGCCUUUCAGAAUGAGCGCUGGAGGUGACUCUGGACAGAAGGGACCCGCUGUGUCAGCGCAGGAGGCCCAGAUGCAAGCCAUCAUGCAGCAGGCUCGGCUGGCGAUGCGCGGCCCUUCAGGUCCAAUGGGUUUGACUGGCAGAUCCGGUCCUCUGGGUUCUCCUGGUGUAGGAGGACUGAAGGGAGAAUCUGGAGAUUCAGGUCCUCAGGGACCACGUGGACCUUUGGGAUCCUUUGGACCCACUGGAAAGCCUGGCAGAAGGGGUCGUUCUGGAGCCGACGGUGCCAGGGGCAUGCCGGGACAGUCUGGACCCAAGGGAGACCGAGGGUUUGAUGGUCUGGCCGGACUUCCUGGUGAAAAAGGACACAGAGGUGACUCUGGCCCCUCUGGACCUCCUGGCGGUCCUGGAGAGGAUGGAGAAAGGGGAGAUGAUGGAGAGAUCGGGCCCAGGGGACUUCCUGGUGAAUCGGGGCCACGUGGAUUGCUGGGACCAAAAGGACCUCAGGGACCCUCUGGACCCCCUGGUGUAACCGGAAUGGACGGCCACUCUGGACCCAAAGGAAACAUUGGACCUCAAGGAGAGCCGGGACCUCCCGGUCAGCAAGGCAACCCAGGUACCCAGGGACUCGCAGGGCCCCAAGGAGCCAUCGGAACACCGGGAGAGAAGGGUCCUACUGGAAAGCCAGGCUUGCCAGGAAUGCCAGGAGCUGAUGGUCCACCGGGUCACCCUGGAAAGGAGGGGCCUAAUGGAGAGAAAGGACACUUGGGCCCCGCCGGCCCUCAAGGACCCAUCGGUUACCCUGGACCCCGAGGCGUGAAGGGAGCCGACGGUGUGCGCGGUCUUAAAGGACAUAAGGGUGAAAAGGGAGAAGACGGAUUCCCCGGCUUCAAGGGAGACCUGGGGAUCAAGGGCGACAGGGGAGAGCUCGGACCAGCGGGACCCAGAGGAGAAGAUGGUCCCGAGGGACCAAAGGGUCGCUCAGGUCUCCUUGGAGAUUCUGGACCUCUUGGCCCGAGUGGUGAGAAGGGUAAACUUGGAGUUCCCGGAUUGCCAGGAUACCCAGGAAGACAAGGACCGAAGGGAUCUCAAGGUUUCCAAGGUUUCCCCGGUGCCAAUGGAGAGAAAGGAACUCGGGGAACAGCAGGAAAGUCUGGCCCACGCGGACAGAGGGGACCAACGGGGCCUCGAGGAGAGAGAGGACCACGAGGACCAACAGGAAAGAAUGGACCAAAGGGUAACUCAGGAAAUGACGGCCCACCAGGUCCUCUCGGUGAGAGGGGUCUGCCAGGACCUCAGGGACCAACUGGUUUCCCAGGACCAAAGGGCCCUCCUGGACCUUCAGGGAAAGACGGACUGCCCGGACAUCCUGGACAGAGAGGAGAGACUGGAUUUCAAGGCAAGACUGGCCCUCCCGGCCCUCCAGGCGUGGUUGGACCUCAGGGACCAACAGGUGAGACUGGACCAAUGGGAGAUCGUGGUCAUCCUGGACCCCCAGGCCCACCUGGUGAGCAGGGUCUACCUGGAGCUGCAGGGAAAGAAGGAGCCAAGGGCGACCCCGGUCCUGCUGGCCCAGCAGGUAAGGACGGUCCUCCUGGGCCAAGAGGUUUCCCCGGAGAGAGAGGUCUGCCUGGCCCUGUGGGGGCUCACGGCCUGAAAGGAAGUGAAGGACCUCAUGGCCCACCCGGCCCUGCUGGUUCUCCUGGUGAGCGCGGUCCUGCUGGCCCAGCCGGACCUACAGGUCUCCCUGGACGCUCUGGCCCCCAGGGACCCCCAGGGCCUUCCGGAGAGAAAGGUGGACCGGGAGAGAAAGGACCUCAAGGCCCAGCUGGAAGAGACGGUAUUCAGGGACCUGUGGGUCUGCCAGGACCUGGAGGACCCCCUGGACCAUCUGGAGAGGACGGAGACAAGGGAGAGCUCGGAGAGCCGGGCCAGAAAGGAGGCAAGGGCGACAAAGGAGAGCAUGGUCCACCUGGUCCCACCGGCCCUCAAGGACCCGUUGGAGCACCCGGUCCAGCUGGUGCAGAUGGAGAGCCCGGUCCCAGAGGUCAGCAGGGUCUGUUCGGCCAGAAGGGAGAUGAAGGAUCAAGAGGGUUCCCUGGACCUCCAGGACCAGUUGGGCUGCAGGGCUUGCCUGGUCCACCCGGUGAGAAAGGUGAAACUGGAGACGUUGGUCAAAUGGGUCCACCCGGCCCCCCUGGUCCCCGAGGCCCCUCAGGACCCCCAGGAGCCGAUGGCCCUCAGGGACCUUCCGGUGGCAUUGGAAACCCUGGUGCUGUUGGAGAAAAGGGAGAUGCUGGUGAAACAGGAGAGCCAGGUCUUCAAGGAGAACUUGGCCCACCAGGUUCAAGAGGAGAGCGAGGAGAAAAGGGAGAGUCCGGUCCGGCUGGUACAGCGGGACCUCCCGGCCCUAAGGGUCCCCCUGGAGAUGAUGGUCCCAAAGGCAGCCCAGGUCCAAGUGGUUUCCCUGGUGACCCUGGCCCACCUGGAGAGCCCGGUGCAUCUGGAUUAGACGGUCCCGCUGGUGACAAGGGAGAUGAUGGAGAGGCUGGUCAAGCUGGUUCACCUGGACCCACUGGAGAGUCUGGUCCCUCCGGACCUCCAGGAAAGAGAGGCCCCCAUGGAAUAGCAGGACCUGAGGGAAGACAAGGAGAGAAGGGAGGCAAGGGAGAAUCUGGCAUGGAAGGUCCCCAAGGAAAGACGGGUCCCGUUGGUCCUCAAGGAUCACCCGGCAAGCCCGGUUCUGAAGGCCUCAGGGGUAUCCCUGGCCCAGUUGGAGAGCAAGGUCUGCCUGGUUCUUCAGGCCCAGAUGGACCUCCCGGACCUAUGGGUCCUCCUGGUCUGCCCGGUAUGAAAGGAGAUUCUGGUGUCAAAGGAGAAAAGGGCCAUCCUGGUCUUAUCGGUCUUAUCGGACCCCCAGGUGAACAGGGGGAGAAGGGUGAUCGAGGUCUUCCUGGUCCACCAGGAUCACAUGGUUCCAAAGGAGACAAUGGUAUUUCUGGUCCUUCAGGUCCACUCGGUCCCCUCGGUCCUCCUGGAUUACCUGGUCCCGCUGGUCCCAAAGGAGCUAAAGGGUCAUCGGGUCAAACUGGACCAAAGGGAGAGACUGGUACAUCCGGACCUCCUGGCCCUCCUGGCCCUCCCGGCGAUGUCAUCCACCCACUCCCCAUGCAGUCUAACAUGAAGGGCAGAAACCGUAGGAGCAUCGAUGCCAGCCAAGUGUUGGACGACGCGCCUGCGGACGCCAACUACAAGGACUACGACGACGGCAUGGAGGAAAUCUUUGGCUCGCUCAACUCCCUCAAACUGGAGAUCGAGCAGAUGAAGCACCCGAUGGGCACGCAGAACAACCCGGCCCGCACCUGCAAAGACCUGCAGCUCUGCCACCCUGAUUUCCCCGAUGGUGACUACUGGAUUGAUCCAAACCAGGGCUGCUCUCGGGACUCCUUCAAGGUUUACUGCAACUUCACAGCAGGAGGAGAGAGCUGCAUCUUCCCAGAUAAGAAGUCUGAAGGGGCUAGGCUCACAUCCUGGGUAAAGGAGACUCCCGGCUCCUGGUUCAGUGAAUUCAAACGUGGUAAACUGCUCUCCUACGUGGAUGCCGAGGGCAACCCCAUCAGCGUGGUCCAGAUGACUUUCAUGCGCCUGCUGAGCGCGGCAGCCAGACAGAACAUGACAUACAACUGCUACCAGUCGGUGGCCUGGCACAGCCAGGAUCAGGACAACUACGACAAGGCCAUCCGCUUCCUGGGCUCCAACGAUGAGGAGAUGUCUUACGAUAACAACCCCUACAUCCGCGCCGUGGUCGAUGGCUGCGCGUUGAAAAAGGGUUAUGAAAAGACGGUACUUGAGAUCAACACGCCAAAGGUGGAACAGGUGCCAUUUGUGGACAUUAUGUUUAACGAUUUUGGCGGCUCCACGCAGAAGUUUGGAUUUGAAGUGGGCCCCGUCUGCUUCAUCGGCUAAGACUGUUUCCUGAACAAAUGGAGAAGAAGAAAAAAAAAAGCAUAUAUUUGUUUUCUCAGAAAAAAAAAACAAUUGAAAAAGAAUAGGAGAAUUCUAUUUGUAAAAAAGUAACUUUUUUUUUCUUCCAUAAAGCAACAAGUAUGAGUAAAAUGAAAUCAAGUUGAGAAUACAGUGAAAUUCUUUUAGGAAUAGAGGAAAACGAAAUAACCUUGAAACCUCAGUAUGCCUUCUCAUCACAUGCAAGUUUUGAAACUGGAUGUCAGAUCCUGCCUCCUGCAUAAUCAACCCUAGCUCCAUGCCAUCACCCUCCAUUUAGACUUUACCCAAACAACGAAGGCGACCCUGAGAGCUGCAGCCGGUCCAGACGCUCGCAGUAUUUGCCACGGACUCCAUCUGAUGUGGCUCUUUUCUUCUCUUAAGAUCUGAUCUCAUGUUUCCCUUCAUCGCUCUGGCUUUUUUCCACUUGUUUGUUUGCUCAUUCACUACGGGAGCUUUGUUUGUGCAUAAUUCUCUCCCCAUUCCCUCGGAAUGGAUCAUAUAUAUAUAUAUAUAUAUAUAUAUAAAUAUAUAUAAAUAAUUGUUAUGUUUGUAAGUACAUUCUGUAUAUUUUUUUUCCCUGGUAAUGUUUAUCGCUUCUGGCUUCAAAACAUGCAUGUGACUUUAAUAAUUGUGAGGUAGGAGACGACGGAUACAGGGAUAACAUCUUAAACAUUGUAGAAAUAUAUCAAAAGUGAGGAAAUUCGACUUGUAAAUUGACAAAAACUCAAAAAAAGCAACUAAUUGGGAAGUCCUGUCUUGUUGUGGAGCACACCUUGUUGUAAUUUAAGAACAGAAUGGAAAUAAAAGACGAAAACAAGCUCUGUGAUAUUCUGUGAACAACAGCAAAAACUAAAUACAUUCCUCCUUUUGUGCCCUCUGAACAGAACACCCAGCUUGGUGGUAAUAUUAUUAACUUAAUAAACAGCUUCUAUUGUUUUCUUCUAAUACACAUCUGUCUGACUAUGCAAUGGGAGAUGAUGUCACAGUUCAAUGAAAACACAAAGAAAUCCAAUCCUAGGUGCUAUUUUCUCUCUUCUGUGGUGCUAUGUGUUUUUCUUAUUUGUGUUUGAAUGAAAGGAAAUGUGUGGUGAUAAUCUUCCGUCACCAGCAGCCCCCCCCCCCCCUCCUUUGACUCUUAACCACCACAUCCGACGCAGGUGGAUCUUUGCCGCAUCCAUUUACCUAAAUUCUCUUCCAGCGGUGGUGUUUGCAUGCCGUUUACUCGACACGUCCACUCCCAGAUCAGUGCAGCAUGGCGCCGUGUUGUUAUCUCCUGCUUCAGCGGACCACAAACCUGUGCACGUGUUGGGGAGUAAGGAGAGGAAAACUUAAGAUGGUUGCUGUUGGCUUUGCAUAUCAUUGCGCUGAAGCUCUUGGUGUUGGAUCAUCUGAAUCCCAUCACACUGGUGGAGUUGAGAAGCGGACAUGUUGAGGGAUACGUUUUGUUUGGUAAACCCGAAACGCUUCCACCAAAGGUUUUCAGGUAUUUAGCUUUAAGGGGCCGAGGUGGCACGUCUUUCUGUUGUUUUUUGUUGUAUGGGAAACAACUUGAAAAGUAUUUGUCUUGGUUUAACCGCAGCAGUAGCAGGUCACCAGAUGAGAAUGCUGGUUGGUCUACUACUUCCCCCUUUUGUAAUUAUGCUCUUUGUUUAAACUAUGCACUCUCUGCUUAUGACCACUAGUAUCCAUCACUUUGUUGUUUUACAGCCCUUCAUACAUACAUUUGUUUUGACCAUCUUCAAAUAUGUGACUUGAACCAUGUCUGUUAAGAGAACUCAACAUGCUUGUAGAUCUUUGGCUUUUAUUUCCCUCUGUGAUGCAGUACACCCCAAAUUUAACACUUUUCUCUCUCUCUCAAAAAAAAAAAGGAGAAACAAACAUUUUUGUAAAUUUCCAGAACCAGCAGAGAUGCUGCCAUUGUUUUUUUGUUUCCUUUUAUUUUGUAGAUUUCCGUUUGUCUGUGUGUUUGUUUGUUUUUCACAGUCUUUGUCAAACCUGUGUAAGGAUAAAAGGAUAGAAGUUAUAUUGUUUUUUAUGUCAAUAAAUUCAAGUUUACUGUGGCCAUCCACUCUUGUAUGUCUUUUGAAGCAUUAAAACUUAUCUGUAUGCAUGAAA
This is a messenger RNA of Cottoperca gobio, 8631 nucleotides long. RefSeq names its product procollagen, type V, alpha 1 (gene col5a1). The transcript has 66 exons. The record is from RefSeq and is a predicted model, not a curated record. Gene Ontology annotation, molecular function: extracellular matrix structural constituent. Lineage: Eukaryota; Metazoa; Chordata; Actinopteri; Perciformes; Bovichtidae. Gene Ontology annotation, cellular component: extracellular matrix.